AUGGGCCCUUCUGACCAUGUCUUUGAUGCUCCCAGCAUCCCAAAAAACCCGUGGAAAAAGCUACUUUACCUGCGACAGGAAGAAUAUCCCGACAAUUAUGUCGAUCAUUCCUUUUUAGAGAAGCUGCAGAAAAACGUAAAUGUGCGAAGAUACUCUUACAUUCCCCUGAUUAUCUAUCCAUGUCAUUUGAUUAUACAUGCCAACAUAAUUCUUCUUUUUGUUGGCCUCUUUAUCUUUCUAUACUCAGAGAUGAUAAAAAACAAUCUUUUGCUCCUUUUUUUUAAUCACGGGGCUGCCCUUGCCGGAUUCAUCUUCUGGAGCCUUCUUGAUGUGGCUUCGGUAUCUCCAGCUUUCACCAAUAUCUGUUCACCAUCCUUUUGGUGCCAUAUAAACCUUGUGCAUUCGUUUAACUGCUUCAAGCGGUCUUUUUUAUUCUUUUUUAUCUUGUUGGGCUUAUCUCCGAUCUUGAAAACACUUACAAAAGAUACAAGCUGCGAUACCAUUUGGGCAGUGUCGACAAUUUUGUUUUUAAUUAACCUUGGGUUUCAUGACCACUCAUUUGCAUCUAUUGACCGGAAAUCCGAAAGCAUGAUAGCAUUGAACGCAGGGAUUUUUGCUUCUGCACUCCUGGCAUCUCGCCUCAAAUCAAACGACCAGGUUUUUGGUCUUGUUUCCAGUGCCGUAUUGUUAUUUGCCUUGAUUCCAAGGCUAUUGCGCAUGGUUCGCGUAUGUUAUUACUUUUAA
This is a messenger RNA of Mitosporidium daphniae, 744 nucleotides long. RefSeq lists its product as uncharacterized. The record is from RefSeq and is a predicted model, not a curated record. The transcript has 3 exons. NCBI's taxonomy places the organism in Eukaryota, Fungi, Microsporidia. Gene Ontology annotation, cellular component: glycosylphosphatidylinositol-N-acetylglucosaminyltransferase (GPI-GnT) complex; membrane. Gene Ontology annotation, biological process: GPI anchor biosynthetic process. The coding region runs from base 1 to 744 and encodes 247 amino acids.